This is a messenger RNA of Musca domestica (house fly), 426 nucleotides long. Its product is annotated as pupal cuticle protein Edg-78E-like. Gene Ontology annotation, molecular function: structural constituent of chitin-based larval cuticle. Gene Ontology annotation, cellular component: chitin-based extracellular matrix. NCBI's taxonomy places the organism in Eukaryota, Metazoa, Arthropoda, Insecta, Diptera, Muscidae. Bases 1 to 426 code for a protein of 141 amino acids. The transcript has 2 exons. The record is from RefSeq and is a predicted model, not a curated record.
AUGAAUUUGUCAAUAUUUUUCGUCCUUUUGGUCCUGUUCCCCUUGGCGUAUGGCAGACUCAUCGAUCGGAGAGCCCGAAUUAUACGUUCGAAAUAUAAGAGACCGGAUAAGAGGGGAAACUAUUAUUAUGCUUUUGAAACAACGAAUCGAAUUCAAGUCCAGGAGGCCGGUAAUCCCGUAGGAGUAACGGGUGAGGUGAAUUAUGUUUCACCUGAAGGUCGUGUCAUUGAAUUGAAAUAUACUGCCGAUGAGAAUGGCUUCCAUCCCGUGGGUAAACAUCUGCCAACACCGCCACCCAUUCCCGAUUAUAUUCUCCGAUCAUUGGAAUACAUAAAAGCUCAUCCCAAUUCGGAAAAUCGUGGAAUGCAAAUGAAGCCGAAGAAGACGAGGUCUAGGAAAUAUGGGCGUAAUAAGAAACGGAUGUAG